AUGAGUAGAAAAGAUCCUGCUUGGAAGUAUAGUGUUGAAAUAGAAGUGCCGGAAAAAGGUGGAAAAAAAGGAUACAAGUAUUUAAAGUUACCUAAAGAAGUCAAGGAUGAGAUAAGUCAAUGUUUGAAAGACUAUGAAAAUACAAAAUUUAUUUCUCAACGAAAGUUUGAUGAGGCGGUGGAUUGUGGAUCCUACUUUGGUGAUGGACCUAGUGGUUUUGGUAGUGGCAAUCCUUUGGAGGGCGUGAAUUCUUGUCCUAGCGGUAGUUCUAGAGGUGUUAGAGGGCCUAUGGAUCAAUUUAUGGAGAAUAAAGGAGAUGAUGAAAAUGAAAAAAAUACCGCUGCCACAAAAAUGACUCCAACGAGUGCUAAAGAGCAUCGAAAUCAAGUAUGUUUAGAUAUUGGGAGAUUCUUUUUUGAGAAUGGGAUCCCAUUUAAUUGUGCAAGAAGCCCAUCAUAUUUCAAUAUGUUGCGUUCGAUUGGGAAUUAUGGUCGAGAAUUGAAAGCUCCAACAAUGCAUGAAAUAAGGACUUGGAUACUAAAAGAAGAAGAGAAGACAACAUCCGAAAUUGUGAAUGAGAUCAAAGCAACAUGGAAACGAACAUCGGUUUCAUUAUUAUCAGAUGGUUGGUCAGAUAUGAGAAAUAGGAGUCUGAUCAAUUUUCUAGUUAACAAUCCCUAUGGGACUGUUUUUUUGAAAACUAUUGAUGCAUCAGAUUGUGUAAAAGAUGCACAAAAAUUGUUUGAAUUGCUUGAUGAUGUUGUUGAAGAAAUUGGUGAAGAUAUUGUCAUUCAGGUGAUCACAGAUAAUGCAAGUGCAUACAAGGCAGCUGGAAGAUUAUUAAUGGAGAAGAGAAAAAGUUUGUAUUGGACUCCGUGUGCUGCUCAUUGUAUUGAUUUGAUGCUUGAGAAAAUUGGAGAAUUGCUACAACAUAAAAAUGCUUUGCUUAAAGUAAAGAGAGUUAGAAAUUUCAUCCAUAACCAUCCAUGGGUGUUGAGUUUAACAAGAAAAUUUGCAAAGAAAGAUCUUCUUCGACCAGCUGUCACACGAUUCUCCACUGCCUUUCUAACUUUAGAAAGUAUGCAUCAAUUGAAGCAACCACUACAAAUGAUGUUUGUUUCAAAAGAAUGGUCAAGUUGUGCAUGGGCAAAGAAACCUGAAGGGAAAGCUAUGAAGAAAAUCAUAAUGAAUGAUAAUACAUUUUGGCCUAGUGUGGUUUAUUCCAUAAAAACCACAAAGCCCCUUGUGAAUGUUUUAAGAAUAGUUGAUGGUGAGAGGACACCAGCAAUGGGAUUUAUUUAUGGUGCUAUGGAUGAGAAGUGGGAGUUUCAAUUGCAUCGCGACUUGCAUGCAACUGCAUAUUACUUGAAUCCUCGAUUCAGAUGGAGUCCCAAUGUUUCCGAGCAUCCAGAGAUUAAAACUGGUUUGUAUAAGUGCAUGGAUAGACUCAUCAAGGACCAAGAAACAUAUGUGAAGGUCGAUGCCCAACUUGAUGAGUAUAAAUACAAGCGAGGAUUGUUUGGCUUCAGAUCAUCCUUAACAUCAUACUUAACACGUCCGCCUGUUGAAUGGUGGGACAACUUUGGAGAUGAAGUUCCAGAACUCAAGUCAUUUGCAACAAGAGUUCUAGGUCUUACUUGUUCAGCAUCGGCAUGUGAACCCAAUCCAAAUGAUGAAGAGGAUGGUGAUAGUAGAGCAAUCAAAGUUGGUGGGGAAAUUGAGAUUGAGGAUGAGGGUGGAAGUUUAGCACCGAGGAAGAGGAAAAGAAAUCAAGCACCAAUUGAAGUGAAUUUGGAUGAGGAAGAUGAAUUUGAAGGAGGAGAAAAUGAUAGUGAAGAUGGAGAUGAUGGUCGAGCUAUACAAUUUCAUGAGAGUGAUGAUGAAGAAAGUGAAGAGUUCUUGGAGAUUUAA
This is a messenger RNA of Humulus lupulus (European hop), 1911 nucleotides long. RefSeq lists its product as uncharacterized. NCBI's taxonomy places the organism in Eukaryota, Viridiplantae, Streptophyta, Magnoliopsida, Rosales, Cannabaceae. The coding region runs from base 1 to 1911 and encodes 636 amino acids. The transcript is spliced from 5 exons. The record is from RefSeq and is a predicted model, not a curated record.